Messenger RNA from Heterotrigona itama, 240 nucleotides. NCBI's taxonomy places the organism in Eukaryota, Metazoa, Arthropoda, Insecta, Hymenoptera, Apidae. The record is from the annotation of a GenBank genome assembly.
AUGGUGGCACGUCCUGAAGUCCUUUUAUUACCAUGGAACAAAGAUGUGCUCCAUUUAGAGACGUUGCCACCAUGGUUCUGGUUGCCAGGGAAACCUUAUGCACGCAAUGUUGCAGUCUUAAACGUACUCUUCGGAGAUUUUAAUUCUUACUUCGAGAACACUCCGAUGGAUCCUUCCACCUCGCGAUCUACGCCAUUGCUUGAAUACUCGGAUUUCACGACAUGUUUACAAAGAUCCUAG